ACUUCCCCAUUCAAAAUGGCGGAAUAUGUCGGUCUAGAUCUAGGAUCUGGACUAGAUCUAGAAUCUAGAUCUAAAUCUAGUCUCUGAUUGUCGUUGUAAACCCGUGGAUAUCUAAACCGCUGUCAUAGUCUUUGAAUUGGAGAUCCAAGUGAACAGCAUCAAAAUUCAUCUAGGCCAGCGGAGCUGUAAGAUAAAAUGUAGGUGCAGUUCAUCGACUGAUAAAGGAAACACUGAGUAAAAUAAGCAUGGAGUUCCGAGAUUUACUGGAGAUCCACCGCACUAGACUCCAAGAAAAUGUUGAUCCUGACAAACUGUACCAAGCCCUGGAGCAGGAUAAAGCAAUAAGUGGUGAGGAGAUCUUACAACUAGAAACUCUGCCUACUAAGUCUGCUCAGGUGGGCAAACUACUGGAUCUAUUGCUAACCAAAGACAACUCUGCACUGCAAAGUUUUUACUUGGCACUGCAGAACAUGUACCAGCCACUUCUCACAGCUAUGUAUGAGGAGCCAGUAGGGACACAACAAGAAUCCUUUUCCCCAUCUGUAACAUCUGACUCAGAAGAUGAUGUUGGUCGUGGACAGGUUGCUACAAGUGCUCGACUUCAAGAAUUUUCAAACAGAUCCAAAAUGACGAAGAUAAUUCCAUCGCACCAGUAUGACCCUAACAGUACUGUGAGCAGUAGCUACCCUACGUUUAGAGAUCACUCAAGUCCUUUAUCUACAAGUAUGGAUCAUAAUUCAGCAAGUCUAGCUUCACUCUAUGACACUUAUGGUGUACCAAGACAUGGCUACCAAGAUCGUUAUUAUGACUGGUUUUUUAAGCAGUUUGAGUGUGCCUUUAAGGAACUGCAAGUCCUAAAGCAACAGAAUGCUGAAAUGAUGGGCAUGAGAGAGCGCUAUGAUCAGGUAACAAAAGAAGUGAAACACCUGCGAGGUAUGUAUCAAAGUGAAUCCCAGUGUCUGCAGAGAGCUACAGCUGAAAUUGACUCAUUGAAGGCUCAACAGGGGGAACUUGUGUCUGAGAAAAAGCAUCUAUUGGAUGAAGUGGCAGAGCUACAGAAGCUCAGGGCUGAGGACAAGCAGGAGCUCUCACAGUUACGGCACCAGCAGAAAAAGGCUAGCAGCGAAGAUGCUAUGGGUGAGAUGUAUGCGUCCAUGGUUGAGAAAUAUGAAACACUUGACAAGGAUUAUGACAUGCUGAGAGAGAAAUACUCCCAGCUGGCUGGCAGUCACAGUGCUGCCCUGAGCCGAUUGGAUGGGCUGACAGAAGAGAUGAUGGCUCUGAGGGCCCAACUGGAGGAUCAACAGAACAAGAAUGAUGCCCUAACCCAGGAGAGGAAUGGCCUGAAGCAACAGUGUACAAAUGCUAUCAGAGAGUGGAACCAGACUCUGUACAACCUGGGUCAGAUGAAGGAAAAGUUGAGUCUGGUCAUCAAGCAGCGAGAUGAUUUCUGUACUGAUUUCAACCAGACCUUUGCCAAACAUGCUGAGUUAAAGAAAAGCUUUGAGGCUCUUAGGGCAGAGAAGGAUGCAGCAGUCAAGGAAUAUGCUUUAGUCAUGUCUGAGAGGGACACUGUUCAUAAAGAAAUUGAACAACUCCAAGAUAAGCUGAAUGCUGUAGGAAAGCAUGCAGAGAAAUUGAGCAUAGAAAAAAAAACUCUAGAGGUGGAGCUCGAGUCAGUCAGGCAUGACAUGAGCACUGUUUUAACUGAAAGAGACAAGUACAGGCGGGAAAGAAAUGACAUGAGUGGCAUCAACCAGCAGGGCCUGAAACACGAACGUUUGGACUUUCAGAAACGCAUGGAGCAACAGAGAGACUUGGCCAGGAAAGAGAGGAAUGAAGCAUAUGAACAGAUGGAACACAUGGAACAGCUCAUUAAGGAGAACUAUGAGAAGACACAAAAGGAGAGGGCUCAAGAGGUGGAAAACAUUUUGAAAGAUUCGGAGAAUCUCAAGAAGCAGUUAGAGAAGUUAAAAGUUGACCUUGAUAAUGCUGAGCAAGAAGCAGAGAAUGCCAAUAAAAACCGAGAUAAAGCCUUCAGUGAGAGGGACAAAAUAGUUCAAGAGAGAGAAAGUAUUCGCAGCCUCUGUGACAACUUGAGACGGGACAGGGAUCGGGCAGUCAGCGACCUGGCCCAAGCUCUCAGAGACUCAGAUGAGUUCAAAAGACAGAAAAAUGAGGCAGUUAAGGAGCUCAAAGAAAUCAAAAAUGGAUAUGAAACAAUGGGCGACAAUAGGCGUCAACACCUCCAUUAUAUUGGACAUAACCAUAGCCGAGAUUCUGCAAUAGAUGCUGACUUACAAGAACUGGGCACUGAGACUGUGGAGAUUCCCAUUGAACUGCACUGUGCAGGAAGUGAAGAGCUGGGCUUUGAUGUGAUAGGGGGCAAGGAAGACCCCCAGUUUGACAAUGAUCCAUCAUUGAUAGUCAGUCAUGUGACCAAAGGAGGAGCAGCAGAGGGUAAGCUUAAAGUCAAUGACACUGUCCUCAGGAUCAACAGUCUAGAGACCAUCAAUGUGGACAAAAGGACAGCUCUUCAGGCCAUUAGAAGAAGUGCUGGUGCCAUUCACCUGGUUGUGAGGAGGAGAAAGACAACAAGGACCUGGCAACCUGUCCAGAUUGUUCUGGCUUGCCAAAAAGAAGCUGGCAUUCAAAUAGAACAAGGUUUAUUCAUCAGCGGUAUUUGUCCUGGUGGGUUGGUGGCCAAGUAUGGAGUCUUGCCUUGCAUUGGUGAUAGGAUUAUUCAUAUCAACAAGAUGCCAGCGGAAAGCUUGAGUGCCCGUGAUGCUAUGAGAAUCUUAGAAAGCUCCACAGAUCCCCUAGUCCUAGAAGUCUGGAGACAGGCAUCACCUUUAAGCUCUGCUGGCUCUUCUCCCACCCCCACUUGUACUGGCAUCAACUCCCCACUGCCAGAUGGCAGCUCCAUAAGCAAGUCUGACAGUCUGGCCAUGCAGGGCUGUUCAUGGGAAACAGCUUGUCACGUUAACCUUGAGGGCAGCAAAAACCUGCGCAGCAGUGGUUCACAGACAGACAGCCUGGACAGUCCUGGCAAACAGGAGCAGGAGAAGACCAGGCACAGUUUACCUAUGUUAGACAGGGCCAAGGAGAAAGUGGAGAACUUUUUCCGCCCUAGGCCAAAGAGUCAGGAGAGGGAGCUUGUUGAGGAGGACUGUGGUACCCAGAUCAACCUGCGCAGCACAGAGAGUGUCAUCGCACAGUUCCCUGACAGCACAGCCAGAGCUGACAUGACUUCUUCAAAGUCACCUCGCAAAGAAUUGGACUUUGAAACCAAUAGUGGUACCUGGCCUAAAACAAGAGGUCAGCAGAUGGACAGCACAUGUGUCCACCCAACUGUCAUCUGUGCACCAGGUCAUAAACCUGUGAAAGAAAGACCAAGUAUUCGGGAUGUGUUCUAUGGUGGGCCAGACUUUCAUAGACCUGUCUCGUCCAGUGGACAUCACCAUGACUACCAGAGUUCUGCCUUCUCUCCCACCAUGUCCUCCAACAGCCAAGCACAACAUGCCCCACACAGCACACAGUACACACCAUUCAGCAUUCCAGUGUCUUUGAAAUCUCAUUUCUCAGUGGGUGUCAUGCAUGGCCCUGGGACACCCCCCCACACCUCUGUUGUAACAAGUGGAGGACCAUCAGUGUUUCCUAAGCCUGCUCAAGUCUACAGCAGCCUGCAGGCAGGCACCCUGCCAUCACAGGGGAUCGCCCAACGGGGCAGUUUGAUUUCUGCCCAUGCAGGGGUUAGCCCAACAAGUACUGUGCCACAAGACUUUAGGUUUGACCCUACCACACACAGAGUUCCUCCAAAAACUCAACAUAGAAAAUCUCGCGGGCCAACAUCAGCCCACAAACCUGCACUAGCACCAGCCUGUAAUACUAGCAGCCUUCACUGGCAGACACCAGCGCCCAUCCACUGGCCAACACCUGCUGCAGAGUCCAGUGGCCAACGUCCUGUCAGUGGGUCACAGUCCAGCUAUUAUGUUGUCAGUCCCCCUCCAUACGGCAUGAGGCCAACAUCGCUGGAGGUCCAUCCUUCAAUGAAGAUCUCUGAGUUUGAUUUGUGCAGUGGACAUCACCAGACAUCCCCAGCAGACUGGCGACCAGCAAGUUAUCAUCCUUCAGUCUCAACUCCCCUCCAGCAUGCAGCUCUAGCAUCUCUUGGUACAUUCCCUGGCAUCAGUCAGUCUGACAUGGAGCAGGAGAAACACUUGUCUUUCACUAGGUCACCUAAUGACCGCUACAGUUCACCAAGUCCAUCUCAAAAGAGCUGUAGCACCUUGGAGCGCUUCACUCCCAGCAUCAGUGAAGAGCACUUUCCUAGCCGUUAUUCACGAACUUCUCCACAUGGCCGAACUUUUCUUGAUGAUGACAUUCGUCAGGCAGCCAAAAGGGACAAAGUGUUUGAGCGUAUCCGCAUCCCAUCCAGUACAAGUGUCAAUACAAAGUCUGGCUCUGUAGAAAUAGUAUCUGACAGAAGCAGCCCAGGCUCUCCUUUGUUCCACAUUGAGAAAAGAAACUCUGUCAAAUACAAUGGUUCACCCAAUAGUGAUGACUGCUGUUACAGAAGAAAAAUCCCAUGCCAUCAUGAGACGAGGGACAUUACAUUUGAGAAGAGCUCUAAACCCGUUGGCUUUAAAAUCCAGAGAGGUCCUUCAGGGGGGAUCUUUGUCUCAUCUGUGUAUGAGAAUAGUUUGGCAGAUCUUGCUGGUCUAGUCAUUGGAGACCAACUGCUUGAGGUGUGUGGAAUCAACAUGAGAAAUGCCAAUUAUGAGCAUGCUGUGACUGUGCUGAGGCAGUGUGGAGACAAUCUGACCAUGAAGGUCCAAUACAACCCAGAAAAGUAUACUGACCAUCAGGAUGUGUCCAGCAGUGCAACAUCCAUCAACUCCUCCAGCAUGGCUCCACCACACUCAGCAACUCCAUCACGUCAGGCUAGUCCCAAUAAAACUUAUGGGUCUGGGGACGCUGACAUUCGACGCUAUAUUAGCCUCAAGAAGAGUAAUCCCAGUUUGAUUGGACCAGGUUUCUCCUUUAUUGGAGGCAAUGCAGUGGGUAUUUUCAUUGAAGAAGUCUACUUAGAUUGUUUUGUGGGCAGCACCACUUCACUACAGAGAGGAGAUCAACUCUUGGAGUUCAACUCUGUAGAUUUCCGUAGUGUGACAGCUGAGAAAGCAAUGAUUGAGCUCAACCGGCCUUGUGCUACCUUGCAACUUUGUGUUUUUUACAACAUGGCUAAGUACAAAAAGAUCCAGCAUGGGCCCUGUGACAGCUUUUAUAUUCGAGCCAACUUUGAGCGCACCAGUGAAAGAGAAGAGGAGCUGAGUUUCCACAAGGACGAUAUCCUGUACGUAGAGAACAGCUUGUACAAGCAGCAGCUGGGGACCUGGUAUGCCUGGCUAGUCAAUGACCAAGGCAACAAAGUCAAGGCUGGCAUCAUUCCAAGUCGUAUCAGGCUGGAAGAUGAAAUGGUGUUACGUAGAACUCAUUCUGAGAGUUGGAGCUUACAUGAGUCUGAUGACAUCAAGAACUCAAGGCGAGGUUCUGGUUCUGCCAGGAGAAGCUUUUUUAGGAGAAAGCGUCACCAUCGCAAUAACUCCAGGGAUAGUCAUGAUUUUGGAUCAUUCUCAGAUGCUUCUUUAAACAGUGACUCCGUGCCUGUUCUUGAUGACUCAAUCCUUGGAUACACUCAAGUGGAGAAAAAAGAAUUCAAGUCUGUUCGACCUGUGGUUCUCCUAGCUCCCUUAGCUGAAGCUCUGAGUUUGAAAUUAGAAUCUGAGUCACCAGACAAAUAUAAAUAUUGUGAACCAACUCCUAUGAAAACUUCUCCUGCUACUAUGGAGCAGUCCCUGGCAGAGGGGGUCCUGGUUGACUACUGGAGGAAAGAUGACAUGUACCUCUGUAUUAGGGCAUCAGCUGUCAGAGAAAUCUGUGACAAG
Messenger RNA from Physella acuta, 5948 nucleotides. Its product is annotated as disks large homolog 5. Gene Ontology annotation, molecular function: protein binding. The record is from RefSeq and is a predicted model, not a curated record. NCBI's taxonomy places the organism in Eukaryota, Metazoa, Mollusca, Gastropoda, Physidae. Gene Ontology annotation, biological process: regulation of apoptotic process; negative regulation of hippo signaling. Gene Ontology annotation, cellular component: plasma membrane.